GUUGCGCCGACUGGCUGGGCUGGUUCGGUAAAAGUUGUGCUGAAAUUCUUUCAGUCACGUAGGGAGGCUUAUUAUGCGCCAAAACCAAGGAGGGAGGAGAAGUAGAGUUGUUCAUCUCAAAUCUUAUUUAUUUCUAAUAAUCUAAUCAAGUUAGGGUUUAGGAGAUUAACGGGUAAUAAUAACAUAAGCUGUGGGUUUCAUCUGAUUAGGGUUUUGGAGAAUAGGAUACCAAUCAUAAAUUUUAAUUUUGAUUUUGAAUUCAAAAGAAAACUAAUUCACACAACUUCAAACAAUAAAAUCAUGGAAGGUUCAAUCAAAAAAUCAAAACCAGCAGUGUUGUAUCAUUAUCCUUGUCCAGAUGGAGUAUUUGCUGCUCUUGCUUCUCAUCUUUACUUUUCAGCUAUUAAACAGGAUGUUCUUUACUUCCCCAAUACUGUUUAUUCUCCUGUUAAGGUAGAAGAUCUUCCUCUUGAUGAAAUUAAUCAAGUUUAUUUACUUGAUUUUGUUGGGCCUUCUGGUUUUGUUGCUAAAUUAUCUUCUCAUGUUGAAAGUGUCAUAAUUCUAGACCAUCACAAAACUGCAGUUGAGAUGUUUAAGGCUGAUACUUCUAUUCGUGAGAAUGUGAUUAAAGUUAUAGAUAUGGAGAGAAGUGGUGCUACCAUUGCUUAUGAUUAUUUCAAGAAGAAAAUCUCAGACGAAGGAGUUGGGAAGGAGUUGGUAGCCGAGGAUAAGCUUGAAAGGGUUAAUCAACUGUUUAAAUACAUCGAAGAUGUAGAUUUGUGGAGGUGGGCUCUUCCAGAUAGCAAAGCUUUCACUAGUGGGAUGAAAGAUUUAAACAUCGAGUACGACGUCAGGUUGGAUCCCGGGUUGUUUGGACAGUUAUUGUCGCUAGAUCCACGUUUAGUGAUCGACCAAGGGAUGUCGAGCUUAUCACAAAAGCAAAAUAGAAUUGACGAAGUUCUUGACGGCUCAUAUGAAAUUGCACUUGAUGGUGGACUAUUUGGAUAUUGCCUGGCUGUCGAUGCAGACUCCGUUUCAAACUUGAGGAGCGAACUUGGGCACCAGUUAGCUAAUAAGAGUCGUGAUCUUCAUAUGCGGGGAAUUGGAGCUGUUGUUUAUCGAGUUCCUGAACUUGGAAAUGCUGAGUUGCUUAAAAUAAGUCUCAGGAGUGUGGAAACAGAAGACACCACGCCAAUCUCUCAGAAAUUUGGAGGAGGUGGACAUCGGAAUGCUAGUUCUUUCAUGCUAACUGCUGCCGAGUUCAACCAGUGGAAACUUCCAGUUACAGCUUCUACAUAAGCAAGAAACUCCUUUGUGCAGAAUUGUGCAUGUGUCUUCCUCGCCCAGGACUUCAUACGAAAUAGAAUUAUGCUUCUGGCGUGUAACAUGGACAGCAAGAAUCUCUGUAACAUGGCAUGAGUUAAUCUUGUCACAACUAGUAAAAUAUUCGGGUUAUAGCAUAACAUGCUUUUGCUUUCCUUGCAAAAGCAAAAGCAAACGGUAGCAUAA
Messenger RNA from Papaver somniferum (opium poppy), 1509 nucleotides. RefSeq lists its product as uncharacterized. Lineage: Eukaryota; Viridiplantae; Streptophyta; Magnoliopsida; Ranunculales; Papaveraceae. The transcript has 7 exons. The record is from RefSeq and is a predicted model, not a curated record. Bases 301 to 1299 code for a protein of 332 amino acids.